Molecule: messenger RNA, 177 nt
Organism: Arctia plantaginis
Lineage: Eukaryota; Metazoa; Arthropoda; Insecta; Lepidoptera; Erebidae
Source: the annotation of a GenBank genome assembly
AUGAUUUCCAUCAAACUCGGCAUUAAGUUGGAAGAACAGGACGUGGUAUACGCCAAACGGGCAGGAAACGGACGUAGUAAUUAUGAGGAAAGCGAAGAAAAGGCGCCUCGGCCGCGCGUCAUUGUCGUCCGCCUUACACGACGUGAAACGCGCGAAGAGCUUCUGCGCAGCGCUCGG